Messenger RNA from Betta splendens (Siamese fighting fish), 2659 nucleotides. RefSeq names its product zinc finger, CCCH-type with G patch domain (gene zgpat). Lineage: Eukaryota; Metazoa; Chordata; Actinopteri; Anabantiformes; Osphronemidae. The record is from RefSeq and is a predicted model, not a curated record. The transcript is spliced from 7 exons. Bases 217 to 1782 code for a protein of 521 amino acids. Gene Ontology annotation, molecular function: metal ion binding; RNA polymerase II cis-regulatory region sequence-specific DNA binding; DNA-binding transcription factor activity, RNA polymerase II-specific. Gene Ontology annotation, cellular component: nucleus. Gene Ontology annotation, biological process: regulation of transcription by RNA polymerase II; negative regulation of DNA-templated transcription.
UCAUGUGCUGACUUGACGUUGAGCCGGUUCAUGUUGUGGUUGUGGUGCUGUAGUACCUCUAUGUUUCAAUACCUAAUUUCCUGAAUAUAGUGCAUGUUUUCAUGACUUUAACGGUUUUAGUCGCUGCAGUGGGUUUUAGGCAGCAAGUCUGAUUGCGAAGGUGUCCUGGGACCUUGAUGUUGUCUCUUCUCAAACUAUCUGAUCCAAGGUGUCAGUAUGGAUGAAGAAACCCUUAAUGCAGCCAUCGCUGCCUAUGGAGCCCAGCUGCAGCAGGUGGAGAUGGCUCUGUCAGCUGGCCUGGACCCCUCCCAGGAGUCAGACCUCGUCAAACUAAAGGAGGACCUUUGUCAGCUGAUAGAGCUCACUGAGGCCAGUCUGGAGUCAGUCAAAAAGAGCAGGCUUCUGGCCAGCCUGCAUGACAGCUGUGACCUGCAGGCAAACGCCUCAGAGGAAGCUACUGUCAGUGGUCUGGAUGCCGAGUUUGCUGCUUUUUACUCUGAAAUGGGGGAGUCUUCUGGUAGCACCUCUGAUACAAGAGACAUGGACAAGGAGGGGGAUGGUGGGCUAGAAGAUGGCGAAGAGGAUGGAGACGAGGAGGAGGAGGAGGAAGUAGAAGAUGAUGAUCUUAGUGGUAGCAAAGUACGAGCGCCCUACCGGACAGCAUGGGGAACACUGGAAUAUCACAACGCGAUGGUGGUGGGAGCAGAACCCCCAGAUGGAGAAGAGGCACAAGUGAGAGUGCUGUAUGUGUACCCCACCCAGAAGUCUAUGAAGCCCUGCCCGUUUUACCUGGAGGACAAAUGCCGCUUUGAGGGAAAUUGCAGGUUUUCACAUGGCGAAGUGGUGUAUGUGUCUGAGCUCAGAGAGUUCUUGGAGUGUGACCUCACUAAUAUUAAAGAAGGCUCAUCCUGCUUGGCGCGCCAUGAGGAUGGCAUUUGGUAUCCAGCAAAAAUCACAGAAAUAGAAAAUGGCUUCUACACUGUGAAGUUUGACUCACUGCUGCUGAAAGAUGCUGUGUUUGAGGCCGACUGCAUUAUACCGCCUCUGAGAGAAGACGACGCACUGUGCUCUGACUCUGACCCGGAGGACUUGGGGGACAGAGAUGACGUGGCAUAUGCAAAAGUUAUGGCUGUAGAAUCCACAGGUAUGUUGAAUUUUGGUGGCUGGGAGGCACAUACCAGAGGCAUCGGCUCCAAACUGAUGCUCAAAAUGGGCUACGAAUAUGGGAAAGGAUUAGGAAAGAUGCAGGAGGGGCGGGUAGAGCCAGUGAUGGCGGUGGUCCUACCCAAAGGUAACUCUCUGGACCAGUGUGCUGAGUUGACACAGAGACACACACAGAGCAAGACCGCAAACAAUGGCGAAGUAAUGGCGCGCCCAAAGAAACUCAGAAAGCCUCGGGCCGCCUCUGGAAACCGCCCCACCGUCUUUGACUUUCUCAACCACAAGCUUGCAGGCAGGAGCACUGAUCACUCUGAUGGCGGUGCUCCCGCGUCAACGGCACCGACUGGGGUGGAGGCUUACAGGGGAGGGAAGAGCACCAAGCGCAAUCUGAAUGUGAAGCUGUUCCAGGCUGCCGAGAGGGUGUCCCAGACAGAGAGGGAGAUUCAGAAAUUGACCGAGUCGCUCAGCAGGAAAGCGGGCAGGGACACAUCCAUUGUAAAGCAGCUGGAGGAGAAGCUGUCAGCAGCCCGUCAGCUGCUGGCCCAGCAGAAGGCCCAGGAGCUGUCCAUCCAGAAAGCUCACAAGAAGGCUGACACACACAAGAAGAUGACUGAGUUCUAAACCCACUGCCCUCAAAGAGGACGGAGCCAAGCACAGUUUGCCUGAAACAAACUUUUUGCCCCUUGCCUGUUGUCAGUUACUUGCUACACUGUAUUUUUAAGACUUUUUUAAGCGUUAUUCUCACUAUAUUAUAUAUUUGAGCUGGAUGUGGAGUCCACUUUAUUUUUAAGUAAGCAGAAAAUCUUUUCUGUUUCUUGUAUAUUUUGAGGACUGGGACAUUUUUUCCUGUCACGUUCAUUGGAUUGAAGAUGUACAGUUAAAAAUUGAUAAUGCAAUUUGUAAUUGAGAAUUUGCUCCAGUGCUUUUUUUUUUUCUUCGUAAGCGCUAUAAAAGCGAUGUUGGGAGAUGCUGGUGUUUCUUAUCCUCAAACAUCUUACUUGCACACAACUGAACUCCUGUGUACAGAAUUGUUUCUCUAUCACAGAAUCUUUCAUCGUGUUUUGGUUGCGUCAUAUCAGCCAUCCAGGACCGACGCUGCUCAGCUGGUCAGGGCUGUAUAACCCCACUUUCAGACUGAUCUUCAUCCUUGGGAGUUGGAAGACCUUUACAGAGUUUUGAAGCUUCUCAAUUCACCCACGCCUCUUGCUGCACACAGCAUCUUUGAAGCCAUGACCAUAACCUCUGUAUUAAAUAAUGAAUUUGGAGAGCAGCUUGUUUUUGCCAAGACGUGCCCCACAUUGUCUGCAGAUGGUGGGUGGGUGCGGUAGGGCGCUGACUGCAUCUACCUUACUGACUUUCACGCCCUCAUGUAAAGGUUGAAGUCGUGAUGUUAGGCAGCUGUAGAUGAAGCCAUCACCAUUUUAUGUCUUUUUUUAAUAAGCACAUUAAUCUGAAUAAAACCUGGCAUAAUGACAAAAGAAAUAAAACUGCUCCCGUA